AGAUAUGUAUGUAUAUAUAUAUAUAUAUAUAUAUGUAAUGCCUAAUUCUUGAAUAAAAAGCGCAAUUGACAUACCCGCUAUGACUUGCCGUGCCGGGUAACGACUCCAGGAGGACUGGUUCGCACAUGCGCGUAGGACUGCCACGUAUCCCGUCUGCCGGUUCGAAACGCAGGCGAAGACGGCGCCGGCGGUCGUCGUUGCGAGAGACCAUCUUACUUUCGUCUUACAACAACCAGACACGGGGACAGGGGGGGCCGGACACGCGCGCGCGAAUGAGCUCUCUCGUCUUCGAGGAAGGAAUCCAACUCUCCUCCUGCUCUUCGCAUUAUACCGCCGCCGGCGUCGAAGCCGCCCGGCCUAUCUACCUGGCCGACUGGCUGGGCCUAGCUGCGGCCGGCCCCGAACCGAGCCCCGAUCACGCACGAGCUCGAUCCGGCCUAUGUACAUGUAACUACUAUCACCAUGGUAUCAAUACUUCUGCACUCUCCCCCCCUCCCCUCCGCCCCCUCUGCUCUAUUACGGGAGGUUCAGAAGCAGAAACGAGACCGUCUAGACGAGUUAAGGGAAGAAGAAAGGGAAGAGAGAGAGAGAGAGAAAAAAAGGGUCAAGUUCCCGUUCUGUUGUUCCCCUUCUUCCCCCUCCCGCCCGCGCCCUGCUCCUUUUUCCGUCUUCAGCUUCCCCCCCAGACAGGCCCCCUUCGCGAACACGUGUAUCUCCGUAUUUGUCUCCUAGAAAAGAGCGAAGGAAGGGAAGAGCCCCCCCCGUUCUGCGACGUGCGGAGAGCUUCGGUUCGGGGGUAUAAUAUCUAGAUUUUACAUACAGAGAAAGAGAGAGGGAGAGAGAGGGAGAGAGAGGGAGAGGCGGGAAGGGAAGGGAAAAUUCUGGCGAGGUAAGUGAUAGUGCGAUUGGGGGGUAUUCUUGUAAGCAUUCGAGAAAGAGAAAAAAAAAGAGCGACGACAAAAGGGGGGAGAAGAAAAAAAAAGCAACGCCA
This is a messenger RNA of Durotheca rogersii, 991 nucleotides long. RefSeq lists its product as uncharacterized. Bases 126 to 809 code for a protein of 227 amino acids. The transcript has a single exon. Lineage: Eukaryota; Fungi; Ascomycota; Sordariomycetes; Xylariales; Xylariaceae. The record is from RefSeq and is a predicted model, not a curated record.